This is a messenger RNA of Camellia sinensis, 3013 nucleotides long. RefSeq names its product plastid transcriptionally active 3 (gene PTAC3). The record is from RefSeq and is a predicted model, not a curated record. NCBI's taxonomy places the organism in Eukaryota, Viridiplantae, Streptophyta, Magnoliopsida, Ericales, Theaceae. Gene Ontology annotation, molecular function: protein binding.
UUUUCAAACCCUCCUAACUUCUUAAAACCCUCUACUCUAUCCACUCUCCGCGCUCUCUCUCUCUCUCUCUCCGUGUGUACGGGUUCUUCAGAGUGAUGAUACACUCUCUCCGACAAUAGAGUCAAUAGCAAUUCACAAAUGGCGAACCUUUUAACUUCUUCACCCCUGCCUCUGAGCUUCUCUUACCCUUCUUCUCCUGCACAGUUCGCAUUUUCGACCUCCCGAAAUGUGAUAGUAUUGGCAUCAGUGGUAUCGUCUCCGGGAAGGAAGACUAGGAGGAAGAAACAGCAGCAGCAGCAUCCGAAUGACGACGCUGCCUCAAUGACGGCGUCGACGGCGGAGAAAGGUCUGAGGUUGGUGUUCAUGGAGGAGCUCAUGGGCCGCGCUAGAAACCGCGACGUCUCUGGGGUUUCCGAAGUCAUUUACGACAUGAUUGCUGCCGGCCUUAGUCCCGGUCCUCGCUCGUUCCAUGGUUUGAUUGUCUCCCACGUCCUUUCCGCCGAUGAUGAAGGCGCCAUGCAUGCAUUGAGAAGGGAGUUGAGUGAAGGCAUUCGUCCUCUCCAUGAAACAUUUGUUGCGUUGAUUCGUUUGUUUGGUUCUAAAGGCUGUGCUACAAGAGGCUUAGAAAUCCUUGCAGCAAUGGAAAAGCUGCAUUUUGACAUUCGCCAAGCUUGGUUGGUUCUUGUUGAGGAACUUAUCAGAAGCAAUCAUCUGGAAGAUGCCAACAAAGUGUUCCUGAAGGGUGCUGAGGGUGGACUGCGAGCUACCAAUGAACUUUAUGAUCUUUUAAUUGAGGAGGACUGUAGAGUUGGGGAUCACUCGAAUGCAUUAACCAUCGCCUAUGAAAUGGAGGCGGCUGGGCGGAUGGCAACUACUUUCCAUUUCAAUUGUCUUCUUAGUGUGCAGGCUACUUGUGGAAUACCUGAAAUCGCUUUUGCAACAUUUGAGAAUAUGGAAUAUGGAGAAGAUCAUAUGAAGCCAGACACAGAGACAUAUAAUUGGGUGAUCCAAGCAUAUACAAGAGCUGAGUCCUAUGAUAGGGUACAAGAUGUUGCUGAGUUACUUGGCAUGAUGAUUGAACAUCACAAACGUUUGCAACCUAAUGCCAACACCUAUGCACUGUUAGUGGAAUGCUUUACCAAGUAUUGUGUAGUACGAGAAGCUAUUCGGCAUUUUCGCGGCCUAAAAAACUUUGAAGGGGGAACAAAAGUUUUACAUAAUGAUGGGAAAUAUGGGGAUCCACUUUCAUUGUAUCUUCGGGCAUUAUGUCGAGAAGGAAGGAUUGUUGAGUUGCUCGAAGCUUUGGAAGCUAUGGCCAGAGAUAAGCAACGAAUCCCCCCUAGAGCAAUGAUUGUGAGCAGGAAAUAUCGGACGCUAGUUAGCUCCUGGAUUGAACCUUUGCAUGAAGAAGCUGAAAUUGGAUAUGAGAUUGAUUAUAUUGCCAGGUACAUUGCAGAAGGGGGGCUUACAGGUGAGCGCAAGAGAUGGGUUCCUCGAAGAGGGAAAGCUCCUUUAGAUCCUGAUGCCCUUGGAUUUGUUUAUAACUACCCCAUAGAAGCCUCCUUCAAACAAAGAUGUCUUGAUGAUUGGAAGGUGCAUCAUCGGAAGCUCUUGAAAACCUUGCGCAAUGAAGGACCUUCUGCUUUAGGAGUUGUAUCUGAAUAUGAUUAUAUCCGAGUCGAAGAGAGACUAAGGAACAUUAUUAAAGGGCCUGACCAAAAUGCUUUAAAGCCUAAGGCUGCUAGUAAGAUGAUAGUAUCUGAGCUGAAGGAAGAGCUAGAAGCGCAGGGUUUACCAACUGAUGGAACUAGAAAUGUUCUCUACCAGCGUGUCCAAAAAGCAAGGAGAAUAAAUCGCUCAAGAGGUCGGCCCCUUUGGGUGCCUCCCGUGGAAGAGGAAGAAGAAGAGGUUGACGAAGAGCUGGACGAAUUAAUUUCCAGAAUAAAGCUGGAAGAAGGAAAUACUGAGUUCUGGAAACGCCGUUUUCUUGGAGAAGGGUUAAAUAAUGAUCAUGACAGGCCCAUUGAAUUAAAUAAAUCAGAAGAUAUAGAUGUCAGGGAUGACACCACUGAUGUUGAGGAUGUUGUGAAAGAGGUUGAAGAUGAAGAGGCAGAUGAAGAGGAGGAGGAUGUGGAGCAAACUGAAAUUCAAGUAGGUGACAGGGUCAAGGACAAGGAAGUUGAAGCUGCGAAACCUCUUCAAAUGAUUGGGGUCCAAUUGUUGAAAGAUUCUGACAUGACAGCGUCUACCACAAGAAAAUCGAAGAAAAAACUUUCUCGAAUAUCAAUGGAGGAUGAUGCUGAUGAUGACUGGUUUCCAGAGGAUAUAUAUGAGGCAUUUAAGGAGUUGAGGAACAGGAAAGUGUUUGAUGUAUCUGAUAUGUACACUAUUGCUGAUGCUUGGGGUUGGACAUGGGAAAAAGAACUCAAGAAUAAAACUCCUCAAAGAUGGUCGCAACAAUGGGAAGUCGAGUUAGCAGUAAAAGUAAUGCUGAAGGUAAUAGAAUUGGGUGGAACACCAACUAUUGGGGAUUGUGCUAUGAUACUGCGUGCAGCUAUAAGGACUCCUAUGCCUUCUGCUUUCUUGAAAAUUUUGCAGACGUCACACAGUCUUGGUUAUAUCUUUGGGAGUCCUUUGUACGAUGAAAUAAUCAUGUUGUGCGUUGAUCUCGGGGAACUUGAUGCAGCAGUUGCUAUAGUUGCAGACUUGGAAUCUAGUGGAAUCACAGUACCAGACGAAACCUUAGAUAGGGUUAUUUCUGCUAGACAGGUAGCCGAUAAUGAUGUUGAUGAUGCAUCCUGACUGACUGGUGCAGUUCAUAUUCUUGUUGUAUAGUUUAAUUUUUUUCAUAAUAGUGAUGGCAUUUAAUGUCACAAAAAUCAGUGCUCAAGUUGGCCGAUGUAUUGACAACAUUAAAAUGCAGUUGCUUCCAUUUGGGGGCUUACUAUUUUUACAUAGCCCUCCCUCUCUCAUUUAUUUGGAAUCAAGAAUCGACAACUCUUACUAUCCCCAA